AUGGUUAAUACAAGGUCUGAUGAUGAUAUUGAUAAGAGCUUAAAUGAGAUUGCGGCUCAUGCGAAGAAGCCUCAAACUCCUGUUGUUAAGCCUGUUAGCAAGGAAAAACAAAAACGAACUCUGAAAUCUCCUUGUAAGAAAGCUGGUGUUAAGUCUCCUGUAAAGAAAAAACAGAAAAUUAAUGUUCAAUCUGCUUCUGCUUCAGUGAAGAAGGUUAAGAAUGUUACUGGUAAGAAGAAUGUUAAGGUUGUUUCUGAAGAAUCUGAUAAUGAACCUUAUUCAGAUACUGAAAAAAAUGUUCGUCAUAGAAGACCAAAUCGAAGACGCUUAUUUGCUCAUAAAGAUGUUCCUUCAAGUAAUAAUAAGAAUUUUGACUUUGUGGUUGAUCCAAGGAAGCACUUUUUUGGAAAAGUCAAUGUUCCAUAUUCAUUUUCUGUUUGUGCAAAUAUUAGGAGAAUUCUAUCGAAGGAUCAGUUUGUCAAGCUUAAGGAUAGUUGCUUUGGUAUUUUUUUUGAUUUUGAUAGCGCUCUUAUGCAACAUCAGUUGAUACAUUCUUUGAUGUUAAGGGAGGUUUAUUUUUCAGAUGAUAAAGAGUUGUGGUUUGAUAUUUGUAGUAGGAAAAUGAGAUUUAGUAUGUAUGAGUUUGUUAUUCUUACUGGAUUGCGUUGUUUCGGGGAUGAAUCUGAUUAUUCUGAAUUCUGCCAUUCUAGUAGUUUUUGUGAUAAAUAUUUCAAAGAUGAAUCUAAGGUUAGUAGAAAAGUUAUUGAGAAAAAGUUUAUGUCUCGUUGUUGGGAAAAUGAUAAUGAGGACGCUGUGAAGUUUGCUAAGAUAUAUUUGAUUCAGUGUCUUCUAUUAUCUACUCAUUCUGAAACUAGAGUUGAGAUGAAGCUUGUACAUUUGAUUGACUGUGAGAGAUUUGAUGAAUUUCCUUGGGGCAGAUAUAUCUUUGAAAAAACAGUAGGUGCUUUAAAGCAUAAGCUAGUUGGUGUGAUUUGA
This is a messenger RNA of Mercurialis annua (annual mercury), 996 nucleotides long. RefSeq lists its product as uncharacterized. The record is from RefSeq and is a predicted model, not a curated record. NCBI's taxonomy places the organism in Eukaryota, Viridiplantae, Streptophyta, Magnoliopsida, Malpighiales, Euphorbiaceae. Bases 1 to 996 code for a protein of 331 amino acids. The transcript has 2 exons.